UAGAUCAGCUAUGAUGUCAUCAAUGUGCGACGCUGCCACCGUGUUGUGCUAAUGGAGACGCGAGCCACGACAAUAACAUUAAAACAAGCUUUAAAUACCCAUUUUGGGUUCGACGGCUUCAGGUCUAAAGUGCAGGAAAAUGUUAUCAAUGCAGUUAUUCGAGGCGACAGGGAUGUGUUUGUGUGCAUGCCGACUGGGGCAGGAAAGUCCCUGUGUUUCCAGUUACCUGCUGUAUUGGCUCCAGGCAUCACUCUGGUUAUCUCACCUUUAAUUGCUCUUAUUCAGGAUCAAGUGGAUCACUUGAGAGCUCUAAACAUCCCUGCUUGCUCCAUCAACUCUAAGCUCGCAGUAGGUGAGCGUCGGUUGAUUCUUACCGAUUUGCAAAGUGCAAACCCAAAGCUCAAGCUACUCUACAUUACACCAGAGAUGGUAGCUUCUCCAUCAUUCCAGCCUUACCUGACUGACCUGUGCUCCCGGGGCUUGCUGUCCUACCUGGCAGUGGAUGAGGCUCACUGCGUCUCCCAAUGGGGUCAUGAUUUCAGACCAGACUACCUCAAACUGGGCGAACUGCGUGCUCGCUUGCCAGGCAUUCCCUGCAUAGCGCUUACAGCAACAGCUCCUAAAAAGGUCCAAGAGGACAUUGCUCAGUCCCUGAAGCUGCAUCAGCCGCUGUCUUUUACAACGCCAGUUUUUCGCAGUAAUUUGCACUAUGACGUCAUCUUCAGUGAGAUUCUUCCGAAACCCUAUGAUCAUCUCCAUGCUUUCAUUAAAAAGGCACUUGGUGGUGGUGUCUCAAAAGCACAGGGUUGUGGUAUUGUCUACUGUCGGACAAGAGAAGGUUGUGAAACUGUAGCCUACCAGCUUACCAAACUCGGUGUCCUGGCAAAGCCUUAUCAUGCUGGUCUGAAGCCAGGAGAUCGUACAGAGGCCCAGGCUGACUGGAUGGCUGGAAAAGUGGUGGUUAUUGUAGCCACCAUCAGUUUUGGUAUGGGUGUUGACAAGGCCAAUGUAAGGUUUGUCGCCCAUUGGAACCUGGCAAAAUCCAUGGCCAGCUACUACCAAGAAUCUGGACGAGCAGGCAGAGAUGGACUGCCGUCCCUUUGUCGCAUUUACUACUCCCGGAAAGAUAAGGAUCAAAUUCUGUUCCUCAUCAAUCAGGAGGUGACACGGAAAAGGAACAAACGAGGUUAUGCAAAGGAAUCCGACAACACGGCCAUAGCAGACUUCGACGCCAUGGUUCGUUUUUGUGAGCAGGAAAGUUGCCGCCAUGCUACCAUUUCCAAAUUUUUCGGGGACCAGCCGCCGGACUGCGCGGGUGCUUGCGACUAUUGCUCCAACCCGAAAGGCGUGCGAGCUCAGCUGGAAGCGGCUUACAGCACCAGCAUCGCCGCUCCGAGCAAAGAACCAAAGAAACCGUUCGGGUUCGAUCAAGAGCUUUACGGAGGAGGAAGGAAGGGAUAUGGCUUUGAGAGGUAUGACGAAAUCGCUGAAACCGUUAAUGACGACGACGACAAGAGGAAAAAGGAAUUCUCUGAUCUCUUCAGGAAGCAGAUGAGCAUAAGGAAGGGACAUGGCAAAGGGAACGAUGACUUUAUUCCUCCAGAUGCCGACUGCCCACUGAAAGAGGCAAACAGUCAGCGGAUCCCCAAGCUCCCCGUAAAGGCUAGAGAGCACUGCCUGACACUCUUGCAAGAGGCACUGUAUGACCACCAGGGGGCAGACGACUCUUUUGGUGGUCUGUCUUUAGCUGUGGAUAUUGAACAUGAGGUGUUCAAGAGAAGCAAGUCGUCUAACUUGUACAAAGCGGCAAUACUAAAGAAGGUGUCCGAGUUGAAGAAAGCACCAGCCGUAAGAGACGUGGAGAAGACCAUCGUUGGUAGCGAGACCACGCUAAAACAGGAAGACAAAGCUUCUACUUCCUUUUCCGGAGACCUGCAUGGGUUCAAAUCUGCAUCGGAAGUCUACUCAAUGAAGCGAAAGAGAGUUGGAGCAGGUUAUACUGGCUCAUCCAACCCACUAGCUGAAAAACAACAGCCGAGAGGCUCGGCGGCGGACAACGCGUCUGUCCAGGAAACACCAAACGGUGGCUCAGUUGGAGGGAUUCAACGGAGUCUGCUCAGCAAUCGGUGUGACAAACCAUCGCCUGUGACGUCAUCCAUCCGAGCGAGGACAAACUCCGCCGACUCUGCCUCCUUGAGCAGCCCCACAAAGAGAACCUGGAGCAAGAAGCAGCAGAAACUGGAGGAAGCUGCAAAACAUUCUCACAGCAUUUCUCACUAUUUUGCCAAGUCUCAAACAAUUAAGGAAAGCCAAGAGGUGGAGACCAGUAUCGUGAUUUCAGAUGAAGACCUUGACCCACAGCAGAACUCUCCUGAAGGUGGUGCUAUUGAGCCAGUUAUUGGGGAUGUGAUGCCAGCACAGAGCAGACUUGGAGUCAUAGUCAUAGAUGAAUUCAGUGAUGAACAAACGUUGCAACUGAAUCCACUCGGACAUAACACAACAGAAGAGCACAACGCAGCCGCGACACAAGAGGCCCACGCUGAAGAAGCAAUACCAGAGCAGCCUCCUCCGGCAAAACGAAGCCGUCUGGUGGACAAGAGCGACGUGCGGAAGAGAACCGUGAAGGAGCCAACGGAGACUGUGACGCUGAAAGAGGCGGCUGACGUGGUGGUCCGCUACUUGGACCCUUUUUACACUCGGGGGAAGUUUGCCAGCAAGGACCUCUUCAAGUCCUUCGCUCGCUAUUUGUCCCACCUUCUUGCAGAGGGGGGGACUCUUAAAAAGGGACAAGUGAAAACAGAAGCGAAGUCUCUCAUCAAGCACUUCUUCUGCAAGGUGAAACGCUGCGAGAGUGAAGCGGACUGGAAACAUCUUAAAAGACCGGACUACUGUAAAAACUCAGCUAAUCAGCAACGACUAUGAAGAAAAGAAUGAUUUAUGGAAUUUCUCUCUGUUUGUGCCUUGGGGUUUUUCUUCACUUGACCUCAUGUUUCAACGCACAGAACGACUAGGUUCAGCUUCAAAUGUUUGAGCCAUAAUGCUCUGCUCUUAAAUCUCCAAUGGAGAAAUGGAUGUGAAUUAUACACAAUGCUAUUGUUUUGGCUCAAAAUUAUUUUCUGUUGAUUACUGAUUCAUUCUUGUACCAUUUUUUAUUUGUAAAUAUUUUGUAUAUUUUGUACGUGGCGAUAAGCCAAAGAGCAUUGCCACCCCUCAGUGCUUAAUUGUUCAUGUUAAUGUCCACAUUGACAAUUCGGGUAUAAAAGUGGUUGUUAUAUGAA
Molecule: messenger RNA, 3278 nt
Organism: Syngnathus typhle (broad-nosed pipefish)
Lineage: Eukaryota; Metazoa; Chordata; Actinopteri; Syngnathiformes; Syngnathidae
Gene: recql5
Product: RecQ helicase-like 5
Exons: 18
Coding region: 52-2922 (956 amino acids)
Biological process (GO): double-strand break repair via homologous recombination
Cellular component (GO): chromosome; cytoplasm
Molecular function (GO): ATP binding; nucleic acid binding; 3'-5' DNA helicase activity
Source: RefSeq, a predicted model, not a curated record